Messenger RNA from Moneuplotes crassus, 626 nucleotides. The record is from the annotation of a GenBank genome assembly. Lineage: Eukaryota; Ciliophora; Spirotrichea; Euplotida; Euplotidae.
UCUAAAAACAUUUUAACUUCAUCAAAUCAGCAAUCUUAAGCUAUCAGAUAACUUAUAAUUCCAUGAAAAUAUGCAAAGAGGUAAUUCCAAAUCAAACAGAAAAUCAUGAAAACAUAUGGGGCAGAAGCCUUCGAAAGCAAAUCUCAAUGCAUCAGAGCCAGAAUUGGCGAGUAUUACAUUCCUCUAUUCCAAAGCAUAGAUACUUCACAAUGAACAGAGUUUGAUGACACCAUCAUCAGCUUCUUUGAGAAAACCAACGAAGGCUGGAUCUAUUAUAAAGGCUUAAUCAUUAAAUGCCUUGGUAUCAUAUUGAUCUUUUCACUAAAUGUAUUGCUUAUGAGUAGAACUAUAUCUGAAUUGCGGAUCCACCAAAGCACUAAAUCAACUCUCCAGAAUUUAUCUCCAGAAAGCAUCAACAAAUCUUCUAAAGGUCUAUCUAUCUUGAGCCAUUACAGCAACAGUGUUCAUUCCCAAAACCCGAGCGAGCAAAGUCAAGAGUCAAGUUGUCCAUCAAAGAAGCUCAUUGCUAAACCAAACUAUGAAAAGGUGAGCAUUUCCAAUUAACAAUCCGGAUCCUCAAGUAGUGGCUCAAGUGUUUCGCAUUCUUAAGAGUAAUGUAUGAAUGU